Messenger RNA from Carassius auratus (goldfish), 2934 nucleotides. It is a transcript of the gene prpf3, whose product is annotated as PRP3 pre-mRNA processing factor 3 homolog (yeast). Lineage: Eukaryota; Metazoa; Chordata; Actinopteri; Cypriniformes; Cyprinidae. Gene Ontology annotation, cellular component: U4/U6 x U5 tri-snRNP complex. The record is from RefSeq and is a predicted model, not a curated record. Gene Ontology annotation, biological process: mRNA splicing, via spliceosome. The transcript is spliced from 17 exons. Bases 238 to 2322 code for a protein of 694 amino acids.
GAAAUUUUCAACGGAGAUUUCCGUUUCCUUUUCGUCGCUGGAAAACGUUUAGCGGACACCGUGGUAGUAGAAGAGUGUAGAAACAUUUCAGAAAAUUUUGUAGCUUUAAAUAACUAGAGGGUUAUUUUUUAUCAGCGUAAUUUGUGACGGACGCAAACAACGGGAAUUAAAUAGUAACGAAGAAACUCUAUAUUCCACUGUAGAACAGCCGAAUAAAGUGAGAGAUUUUCCCUCAGCAUGUCACUGCCCAAACGUGAGGUUGAUGAACUGAGGCCAUGGGUGGAACGUACAGUAAAGAAGGUCCUUGGUUUUUCUGAACCUACUGUGGUCAAAGCAGCAUUACAUUGUGUAGGAAAAGGCCUGGACAAAAGGAAAACCACAGACCAGCUAAGGCCAUUUCUUGAUGAUUCAGCAAGCAGCUUUGUUGAGCGUCUGUUUGAAGCUCUUGAGGAAAGUAGAAACUCCCGUGGCAAUAAAGGAGCAGGAGAGAAGAACCGCAAAAGAGAGCUGAAGGAAGUGUUUGGAGAUGAGAUGGAAGGAGUGAAGGAUGGAGACAAUGUGGAAUCUGUGGUAAAGAAGAAGAGGGUGCCUCGCUUUGAGGAGGUGGAGGAACCACCUGUUUUACCUGGACCCCCUACAGAGAGUCCUGGCAUGCUCACCAAAAUGCAGAUCAAGCAAAUGAUGGAAGCAGCCACCCGGCAGAUAGAGGAGAGAAAGAAACAGCUAAGUCUUGUGACUCCUAGUCCUAUUGUGCAGACAGACUCUAGUGCUCCACAACCCAUCCUUCCAGCAGUGGGUGCGACCCAGUCCAUCGCUCCCUCUCAGGCUGCUAACUUCAUGAAUGACGCUAUAGAGAAAGCCCGCAAGGCAGCUGAGCUGCAGGCCAAAAUCCAGUCCACACUGGCUAUGAAACCUGGAAUUCUGGGAGCUUUGGGAAACACAGGGCCACAUAACCUGGUAGCCCUGGCUAACCUGCACGCCAUGGGCAUUGCACCACCUAAAGUGGAACCACGUGAGGUCACAAAGCCAACACCCCUAAUUUUGGAUGAGCUUGGACGAACUGUUGAUGCCAGUGGGAAAGAAGUUGAACUCACUCAUCGUAUGCCCACUCUAAAAGCCAACAUCAGAGCAGUGAAAAGGGAGCAGUUUCGGCAGCAGUUAAAGGAAAAGCCCAGUGAUGACCUGGAAUCCACGUCUUACUUUGACACACGUGUGUCCAUCAACUCUGCACAGAGAGCCAAGAGAGGGUUUAGGUUCCAUGAACAGGGACGCUUUGAAAAGAUCGCACAGCGCAUACGCACAAAGGCUCAGUUGGAGAAAUUACAGAUGGAGAUUGCUCAGGCUGCUAAGAAGACUGGCAUACAGGCCUCCACUAAACUGGCUCUUAUUGCCCCCAAAAAGGAAUUGGGAGAGGGGGAGAUUCCUCACAUAGAGUGGUGGGACUCCUACAUUCUGCCUUCCCACAUAGAAUUAUCUGCACAUAUAAAUUUUGAUGAGGUGGAAAUGCAUGGAGUCACCAACCUAGUUGAACACCCAAUUCAGAUGGCCCCUCCAGUGGAUACAGAUAAGCCGGUGACUCUGGGUGUGUAUCUGACCAAGAAGGAGCAGAAGAAGUUGAGGAGACAAACUCGCAGAGAAGCCCAGAAAGAGUUGCAGGAAAAGGUCCGAUUGGGUCUUAUGCCCCCACCUGAACCUAAAGUGCGAAUCUCUAAUUUGAUGAGGGUUUUGGGCACGGAAGCUGUGCAGGACCCCACUAAAGUGGAAGCUCAUGUUAGAGCACAAAUGGCAAAGAGGCAGAAAGCCCAUGAGGAGGCAAAUGCAGCACGCAAACUCACAGCAGAACAAAGGAAAGAGAAGAAGGUGAAGAAACUUAAGGAGGAUUUGAGUCAUGGGGUUCACAUUGCUGUUUACAGAAUCCGAAAUCUGCAUAAUCCAGCCAAGAAGUUUAAGGUGGAGGCCAAUGCAAACCAAUUGUACCUCACUGGCACUGUUGUCCUUCACAGAGACGUCAACAUUGUAGUAGUAGAGGGAGGCCCCAAAGCACAGAAGAAAUUUAAACGACUGAUGUUAAAUAGAAUCAAAUGGGAUGAGCCGAAUUCCAAGAGAGAUGUGCCUCAAGAUUCAGAUGAUGAGAGUUCCAGAAAGAAUAAUAAAUGCACAUUGGUUUGGGAGGGUACAGCCAAGGAACGUAGUUAUGGGGAGGUAAAGUUUAAACAGUGUCCAACAGAAAGUAUGGCUAGGGAACAUUUUAAGAAGCAUGGCACCGAGCACUACUGGGACUUGGCUCUGAGUCAGAGUGUUCUGGAGACAACUGAUGACUGAGAAACUGACAAAGCUCAGUCGAAAAAGAACAAAGAAACCAUGGAGCCUUUGGCAUGUGCACCUUGCACGUUUUUUUUUUUUUUAAACCUUUUUUUUUUAAUCCAUUUUUUUUUUUUUUUGAGAGAGAGUGUGAAGGAAAUGGAAUUAGACUGUCAGAGAGAAACCGGUAUAUGUAAAUAUAGUUUGAGUGUGUAAGAGAAGGAUUGUUUUCGUACCUGCAAUACAAGUGUGCGAGGCUUAAGAACAAGAGCUGGUGUAAUGAAUAGGAUAUUAAACCUUAUGUGUACUGCAGAACUUUACCAUGCUGGAAGCUUGAAUAAGAGUGAACUCUGGUUUUGUAUCUCUUGUAACAGUUUUGUAAUGUAGGCUGUGCGGUCUUUGAUCUUGUCUUAUUUCUACUUUGGAUUCAUCUUGUUUGAGUCUUGCAUCUUGUUCUCUCUACAUUUUGAUGCAGUCUUUUCAGUAAAUGAGCUUCACUCCAGAAACUUAACUAAAAAAUUAAUUGACACUGUAAUUUGUUACUGAAUGCACAAACAAGAGCAUUGUUUUCUGUAUGAUAGAAAACUGGUGAUUCUAGUAUGGCUAAAAUAAAGAAUGGAGAAAUUCAUGAAA